AUGCCGCCAGUGACGACUACCGACACCCAAGAGCAGCAGAGUUCGACCUCGGCCUCAACGUCGAUUCUGAAAGAGCGGCGGUUCAAGCUGAGCAGAGCGUGUGAUCGAUGUCGGAGGAGGAGGAUCAAGUGUGAUGAGGGGCAUCCGUGCCAGGCAUGCCUGACGGCCAACUCCUCAUGCACAUUUGAGGAGCCGGGCAAGAGGACCCACCCUCACAAGUCAAAACGAACAGCGACCCUGGAGGAUCGCAUGCACCACCUCGAGACACUCAUUCAGGCCAUUCCACCCGCCGUCUUCGCAGCUGGAGGCAUUGUUCCAACCGUUACCCCCGGCCAUCCAGCCUCCGACGUCGCACCCAGCCCCGUCGUUCCUUUCAUGUACCCAGACGGCAUACCUUCAGGCGUACCACCGCCCUCGUUGCAUGUCUUCCCUCUCACGAACCCAUCCACUCAUUUCACCAAGACCGAUGAGCGACGGACAAGCCCGCAGCGGUCUUUCGGCUCGCUAUUCCAUGCGCAACCCACGAGCACCGACCAGCUCCUAGCUGAGGAGACAUCCAGGAUGUCAUUGACAGCCUCGUACCUCUACUUUGAUGACGAAGGCUAUACGCGAUGGCAAGGCGAAACCUCUGGACUCCCGGUGCUUGAUCUGCUCGUUGAACGACAUACCCCCACGGCGAACAGGGAAGCGAAUUCAGAAGCGAAUGCGGCCAAAAUGGCUAGCGCAGCUAAUGCGGAAUGGUUCCCUAACCGCCAGCCCCAUCGCACGGAUGUGAACCCCCAAGCCUUAUGGGGUCUUAUCACCUCCUACAUCGUUCCGGAACUCAUGGACGGUCUCGUCCAGUGUUAUCUAUCGACUUCCUAUUACAUCCUCCCUUUCCUCCAUGUACCCACCUUCUUAGCAGACUAUGGCAAUCCCCAAAAAUGGGCAGAACCUGGCUUUGCUGCAUUCAUUGUCGCUAUCUGUUGUCUCGCUUCACGUCAUAUGGACGACCUUCGCGUACGAGCCGACCCCAAUGACGGCAUUUCUGCAGGCACUCAGUGGUUUGAACUCUUCGGCCGUCUGCGUACGCUGCCCAUUGCGGACCGACCAACGCUUUACAACAUUCAGGCAAAUCUUAUCGCCGCCGUCUACGCUGUCGGACUCGGCAAACUCUCAAAAGCCGCUGCAUUGCUCGCCGAAUCUGCUACAAUGUCCAUCGACGCUGGGCUCCAUCGUUCUGCGGACAACUACGACCUCUUUGACCCUAUCGAAGACGAAGUGCGGAAGCGAACGUUCUGGUGUGUGUACAUCUGGGACAAGCAGCUUGGGGCGCACUUUGGACGGCCGUCGAUGUUGAGGUUGAGGGAUUGCGAUGUCCCGGAACCUGCUCCUGUGGACGACGAGUACAUCACUCGGGAAGCCAUUGGCGUGCCUCCUCCAGGCACCUCAUGCCGUCUGAGUGCUUUUAUCGUGUCCCUCCGGAUCAUGGUCGUGCUCGAAUCCGUCCUCGACGUCCCGCCUGCGCGCCAAUCAGACGAUUCCAACUCUUUCCUGCUCCGUGCGACAAAUGUGCUUUCUGGCGUGAAGCGGUUCAACGAGAUGCGUGAGGAGGAGGCACUGCUGGAUGACAUCCAUCGAAACAUCCCUGCGUUCUGGGCGCAUACACCCGAGACGAUCAACAGCGACGAUACGAUCCGCCUGACGCAAGCUGAAAGAUUGCACUGCGCCGAGCAGUAUGUCCGUCUGCUAAUCUAUCGGCACCGAUUCUCGGAGCACGUUGCGGAAAGGACCAGCGGUCCGAACCCAGAGGAGCAGAGCGAGGCCGAGAAGGAAGCGUUAAUUGCAGCUCACAACUCGGCACUCCAGGUCGUCUCUGCCCACGUUCACAUUGCGAAGAAGGGUCUGAUGACAUAUUAUGGUGUACACGUUAUUCACCAGCUGACGCAGGCAGGGAGAACGCUCGUCGCGGUCCUUUUGUGUUGCAAGACAGAAGCAUUACAGCAUUUGAUUCCGGCGGGGUUAGACGCCUUACGAUCGUGCAUCGGUCUUCUCCGAAGGUUCAGCGGUCGUUAUGUCUGCGGCCUGCGUUCAGGCGAUCUCAUGGAAGAGUUCUGUCGGCUUACAAAUAUCCCUCUGGAAACUACUCCUCGCCAGGAGGGACCCCCAAGUACCACACGCCCGCCAUGGAUACGCCCCGUCCGGAAGAAGGCGCCCUCGAUCGCCCGCAGCAACCAGAGCGGGGAUUCCCCCUCCCAACACAGCAGCCCCGAAGCCUUCUCCCCAUCGGACUUUUUCGCGGAGCCUGUGAAGUCAAAUCACCUACCCUCGCCAGCGCACUUCAGCGCUACUGCUGCAGGUAGUACGAGCGGCGCCAGCCCUGCGUUCAUGGACACAGGCAUGGACAUGCACGACCCGGCACACAUGUACCUGUCGCCGGAGAUGAUGGCGCUGUUCAACGUCGGCAAUGAUAGUGCGAUGGACGUCCACAACUUGUUCUCGAGUGAGUUCAUGCAGACGCCGACGGGACCGCAGCCGCCACAAACGCCGCACCAGCGGCACGCGAGCGAGGGUGCUGGAAAUGCGGGGUCAGGGGGUGGGUCGUCGAAUGCAGGGUUCACAAGCCCAUCGUUUCUCAAGAUGAAUGGGCUAGUGACCUCGCCAUAG
This is a messenger RNA of Cyclocybe aegerita, 2646 nucleotides long. The record is from the annotation of a GenBank genome assembly. Lineage: Eukaryota; Fungi; Basidiomycota; Agaricomycetes; Agaricales; Hemipholiotaceae.